CAAUCACAACGCAUUUAUUGACGCUAAUUGUAUAUAUGUGGUGAAACAUAUUGCAUUUUGCAUUUGUAAUUUUAAUCAAGUGAAGUAAUUUAGAAGAUUUGUAAAUAAACUAAUUGUUACAUAUACAAGUUCAAGUUAAAACGCAAUUUGUAAGUUUAAAAUUUGCCAUGUAAUGAAGUUGAGUGUAUUUAGUUAUUUUCGAUAUUCCUCGUGCUAGCGUUUGGUAUACAAUAGUCAAGUACCUACUUUGUUUAAAACUGACAAGAAAGAUUUAAUUAGCUUUCAAUAAUAGCAGUGCAAUAAACUUUAUUAUCGGUCAAAUUGGCUGGCCAGUCUCAUUUGAGACUCACGGAAUAUAAGAUUUUAAAAUGCGAGAAUUUAAAGUGGUUGUGUUGGGUUCGGGCGGUGUCGGCAAGUCUGCCCUUACUGUCCAAUUCGUUUCCGGGUGCUUUAUUGAAAAGUACGAUCCCACCAUUGAAGACUUCUACCGAAAAGAAAUAGAGGUUGACAAUUCACCGUGCGUAUUGGAAAUAUUAGAUACCGCUGGUACAGAACAGUUUGCAUCAAUGAGGGAUUUAUAUAUAAAAAAUGGACAUGGAUUUAUUGUAAUGUAUUCGUUGACAAACCAUCAAACUUUUCAGGAUAUAUCAAGCAUGAAAAAUGUCAUAACAAGAGUUAAGGGAAGUCAACCGGCCCCAAUUUUACUAGUCGCAAAUAAAAUUGAUUUAGAUUGUCAAAGAGAAGUUUCUACUGAAGAAGGUACGGAAUUUAGAUGUAAUUAUAUACUGAUUUAUUUAUGUACUAUUACAUAUUUAUUAUUAGGAAACGCUCUCGCUCGACAAUGGGACUGUCCGUUUAUUGAAGCAUCAGCAAAAGAUAGAAUAAACGUAAAUGAAGUGUUUGCAACUAUAGUACGUGAAAUGAAUAUGACACAGGAAAAACGCCAGAAAAAAAGUUACUGUUGUUGUACACUUUUAUAGAAAUAUUAAAAAACGUAUUAAUAUAAAAUUAGCUCAAAAGUGUACGAGUAAUUGUAUUAUUUUACUUUAAUAUAUUUUGCUCUUAACUUACACUGAUUUUCCAAGGCCAUGCAAAUAUACGUAUAUGAAGGUUAUUUGUAUAACAUUAACGAAAGACUGGAAAUUCUUUAAAAUAAUAUAAACCACUUAAAUAUCAACAGUGACUACCAGAGUCAUGAUUAGAAGAGUUUAAAAAGUGUAUGCGAGAAGUAGAAAUCUAAAUUUGAUAAGUGAAUAAUAAAAUUUGAAAAUUAAGGGAAAUAAUUCAA
Molecule: messenger RNA, 1288 nt
Organism: Bactrocera tryoni
Lineage: Eukaryota; Metazoa; Arthropoda; Insecta; Diptera; Tephritidae
Gene: Rap2l
Product: ras-related protein Rap-2c
Exons: 3
Coding region: 369-980 (203 amino acids)
Biological process (GO): negative regulation of cell migration; Rap protein signal transduction
Cellular component (GO): plasma membrane
Molecular function (GO): GTP binding; GDP binding; GTPase activity
Source: RefSeq, a predicted model, not a curated record